Molecule: messenger RNA, 1500 nt
Organism: Penicillium chermesinum
Lineage: Eukaryota; Fungi; Ascomycota; Eurotiomycetes; Eurotiales; Aspergillaceae
Product: tyrosyl-DNA phosphodiesterase 1
Exons: 4
Coding region: 1-1500 (499 amino acids)
Biological process (GO): single strand break repair; double-strand break repair
Cellular component (GO): nucleus
Molecular function (GO): 3'-tyrosyl-DNA phosphodiesterase activity; single-stranded DNA binding; double-stranded DNA binding
Source: RefSeq, a predicted model, not a curated record
AUGGAGCGCCCUGCGAAGCGGACAAAGGUCUCCGACGGGUCGAGAAAACUCGACGGGAUCGCACACAAUGGACAGUCCUCCAUAGCAUCCCUUCACAGAUCUAUCAGUCCGCCGCCCAGAUCAAAUUCUCGGCAAUCUCAGGCGCCCAUUUCAGGAAAUUCAAAGCAGCCUGGUGAGACCCAGGCACACGGCAAUAGCCUGGAUCAAGAGCCUUCACGGCCCCGUCUGCUCCCAUCGCCAUUCAAACUGACGCACAUACGAGAUCUACAUGAUGGGAAGGGUCUGAAUACGGACACAGUAAAACUGAGCGACGUCCUGGGUGAUCCAAUGAUUCGAGAAUGCUGGCAGUUCAACUAUCUUUUCGACGUUGAUUUUCUCAUGUCCCAGUUCGACGAAGAUGUUCGCCAGCUUGUCAAGGUCAAAGUCAUCCAUGGGUCUUGGAGAAGGGAAGACAGCAACCGCAUUCGAGUGGAAGAGACAUGUGCCCGUUGGCCAAAUGUCGAGCCCAUUGUAGCCUUCAUGCCUGAAGCAUUCGGAACACAUCAUUCGAAGAUGAUGAUUCUUAUCCGGCAUGAUGAUUCGGCAGAAGUGGUUAUUCACACAGCUAACAUGAUCCGUCAAGAUUGGACAAACAUGACUCAAGCCGUCUGGAGAUCCCCUGUUCUUCCACUGCGAGAUCCUAACAGCCCAGCACCAGUAGACUCAGGCCUGGGAACCGGUGUCCGCUUCAAGCGAGAUCUUUUGGCUUACUUGAAGACAUAUGGUGUAAAGAAAACGGGCCCUCUGGUAAAAGAGCUGCUUCGUUAUGACUUCGGCGCAAUCCGCGCGGCUCUCGUUGCAAGUGUUCCCUCGAAGCAAAAGAUCAAUGACCUGAACUCUGAUAGAGCAACACUCUGGGGCUGGCCGGCUCUGAAAGACCUCAUGGGCAGGAUUCCUAUCUCUCAUUCACCUCAAAACGAUGAAAAGAGCCGAUCUGAAGAGGCCCAUAUUGUUGUACAAAUAUCAUCGGUUGCUACGCUGGUGAUCGAUCUGUUGGAUGAGAAGCCUAAACGCGACGCUGGGCGAGGCCGCGCUGCGCCGCAUAUCAAAACGUAUAUUCGGUUUGCAGACUCGGACAAGCUGGAUACUAUUGACUGGGCUAUGGUCACAUCCGCCAAUCUUUCUAUUCAAGCGUGGGGUGCGGGGACUAAUCAAAGCGGCGAAGUGAGGAUCUGCAGCUAUGAAAUUGGCGUGGUGGUUUGGCCAGGACUGCUUGCUGAGGAACCCCCGACUUCAUCUGGAGCGGAUAUGUCAGAUUCUCGAAACUCGAUCAUGGUACCCUGCUUCUUGAAAGACGAGCCAGAUGCCAAGGGACACUGUUGCAGUGGUGUUACUACGGUCGUUGGCUUCCGCAUGCCCUACAAGCUUCCUUUGACUCCGUACGGUCGAUCCGACGAGCCAUGGUGUGCUACAGCCAUGCAUUCGAUUCCAGACUGGCAGGGGAGAACCUGGACGGUUUAG